Molecule: messenger RNA, 885 nt
Organism: Plasmodium inui San Antonio 1
Lineage: Eukaryota; Apicomplexa; Aconoidasida; Haemosporida; Plasmodiidae
Exons: 3
Coding region: 1-885 (294 amino acids)
Source: RefSeq, a predicted model, not a curated record
AUGCUUGAAAACAAUUUACCCAUCCGGAGCAUGGGAAUUAUUGAUAAAUUCCCCCGAAUAGAUAGAACGAAUAUGUCCUUCCUGUAUUUUAAACUGCUAAUAUUUAUUUUUCUUCUCUGGAAUUUUUCAAACUGCACUGAUAGUUCAUGUAAUAAUUCAUAUGAUGAAGAACAUUGCGAUCUCAGCGUCCGCGGUGGUGAGAAGUUUAGAGUUCUAACCGAGUAUGAUAGUUACUAUAGGGGAGGUCAGUCAAGUCUAUAUUCCUUAGAGGAUAUGGAAGAUGACCAAAGGGAAGAACACAUACGAGAAUUGAUAUCUUAUUAUAAUGUGUUUUUAAAUUAUUAUCCACGACUUAACACCAAGGACAAAAUCAUUAAAUUAAAGAAUCCUGAAUCCAUAGGAGAACACAAUUAUGCUUCUAAUGGAAAACAAAAUGUGUCAACGACUAAUUUAGUAGAGGAAAGAUCAUAUGAGUAUGAUGAAGUUGACAACGUCGAGGACGUGGAAGAAUAUGAUGAACUUGAAACUUUUAUUGAAAUUGAACUUUAUGAAGAACCAGAUGAUCUUCAUGAGUAUCUUGAUUUGGAUAUAGACAUUGACGAUAGAGAGCUAACGACACCUGAUGAUAUGGAUGAAGAUAUGGGUAUGUUUAAGCAGAAAUAUUUGGAGCUCAUGGACAAAAUUAUUUUAUAUAUUACAAAUUAUAAUUGGAAUAGUGAAUUAAUUUAUGAUUACUUUCUUCUAUUUACACCACUGAGUACAUUAAUAGCCAUUUUGCUUAGAUUUAAAUAUAUCCUCAGUAAAAUCAUAAAUUUAAUGGAGUUCUUUUUAGUGAAUAAUAUAUUGCAAGAAUAUUAUACCCUAAGAAGUUACCCAAUUAAAUAA